CAGGAAAGGCAAAACAACACCAGGGAGGUCACACUGAGCUCACGUUUCCUGCCCACGCUCUUACACAAGUAAAAGAGGAUCCUAAAAGCCAGAUUCGAGCCUCUGGCAGGAUGGGAACAGAAGCAGCUCCUCUGCCUGGAAUUGCCUGGAAUGGGUAUUUAAGCAAUUUUAGACAUCGAGCAACAACAGGGAGCCACUUGCCCAACGCAACAUCAAAGGUGGCAAACCCCACUGCCACCUCACUGGAUGCCGCCAAUUCGAGCGACUACCUGUACGAGUACUUGGAUGAGAGGGAUUACAUGCAGUAUGGCCUCUGCACAAAAGAAGAGGUACUCUCCUUUAGCAGAGUAUUCUUACCAUCUUUUUACACCAUGAUCUUCCUGGUUGGAUUGGCUAGCAAUGUCCUCCUAUUUAUUGUCCUCGUUAUGCACAUCAAGAAGAAAAAGAAGAUGACCGAGGUGUUUCUGCUGAACCUGGUGGUUUCAGACUUCUUCCUACUACUAACUCUGCCUUUCUGGGCUCUGUACAUUUCUCAGUGGAUGACCUGGGACAUAGUGUGCCCAGUCUUAAAUGCCAUGUACACUAUGAAUUUCUACAGUGGUAUCUUUUUUGUAAGCUGCAUGAGUCUGGAUGUGUAUCUGCAGAUAGUUCAUGCUUGCUCUCCUCACAGCUCCAUGGCAUGGAAGAAUUACAUCCUUGUCUUGCUGGUGGUAUGGGUUCUUUCCAUACUUCUCUCCAUUCCUGAUGGCCUCUUCACCAGCACAAGGCAAAUCCACAACAAGUCUGUCGUAUGUGCCCAUGAUUAUGGCCAGAAACACUUAUUUUGGAAAAUUGUCUUUCGUGUAAUUCAAAACAUCCUGGGUUUCCUUUUUCCCUUCCUCUUCAUGGUGUUCUGCUACUCCCGCAUAGCAUGUGUCCUCACCAUUUCUCAGAUGCCUGGCUCAAGGAGAGCACUCUGCUUAGUCUUUACUCUGGUGGGUGUCUUCUUUGUCCUGUGGUCCCCUUACAACGUUGUCCUCAUCCUUCACUCCCUGCAAGAUGUCGGUGUGAUCAGGAGCUGUGAAAGCAGUAGGCAAUUGGAUUAUGCCAUGCAGAUCACGGAGAGUUUGUCCUUGGUCCACUGCUGUCUCAACCCCUUGCUCUAUGCUUUUGUGAAAAAACGAUUCAGGGUAUAUUUAUGGAAGAUCCCUCAGGCCAUUUUCAAGAGAAGCGCUUUCUUUGACAUCAAGCCCUCAGAGACAAGUCGGUCUUGCAGCAGAUACUCAGCUGAGAUAGAAAUGUUGAGUAUCACAAAUGCACGAUAAAUACUUACAUUACAUGUAUGCCCUCUAUGCUGUAUUUUACUGGUCCUGGCUGUAAAAUCGUACGGAACAGAGACAGUGGGUUAUUUUGACAUUGAUAAGAUGUCUUAGUUGCUUUUUUAUUUGUUCUAUUACUUAUACCUUGUUUUUACUCGUUCGGUUUCAAAGGUUCUUUUUGUGCAACAGGAAGGGGGAGAUGCAGGAGCGGGCUGGAAACUAGGACCACGCGUGGCAAUCAGUUAGCUGAGGGGAAUGUGCUCGAGCUUGUCUAGACAACAAUUAACAUGAUGAGACAUGUUUACAGAGCACAGGGGAGUGGGAGACGGAUGGUGCCAAGGAAAGGUAACACCUUGCUGUUAAUUGAUAGUAGUUAACCACCAAUCGGGGAUGGCCUAGUAUGCAAUGCUUAGCUUCAAGAACCAAUCUGUUUAAAACGCGCAGCUUCUGAAAGUGUAUAUAAACUCGUGCUUCUGUACAAGAAAUUGACAUUUGCUUGCA
Falco peregrinus (peregrine falcon) is the source of this 1799-nucleotide messenger RNA. It is a transcript of the gene ACKR2, whose product is annotated as atypical chemokine receptor 2. Gene Ontology annotation, biological process: G protein-coupled receptor signaling pathway; chemotaxis; immune response. Gene Ontology annotation, molecular function: chemokine receptor activity. Bases 111 to 1304 code for a protein of 397 amino acids. The transcript has 3 exons. Lineage: Eukaryota; Metazoa; Chordata; Aves; Falconiformes; Falconidae. The record is from RefSeq and is a predicted model, not a curated record. Gene Ontology annotation, cellular component: membrane.